Staurois parvus is the source of this 588-nucleotide messenger RNA. The record is from the annotation of a GenBank genome assembly. NCBI's taxonomy places the organism in Eukaryota, Metazoa, Chordata, Amphibia, Anura, Ranidae.
AGGUUGUUCGAUUAUGGUCAUGGACGUGUUCCUCCUCCACCCCGUGCUGUCAUCCCUCUGAAACGCCCCAGAAUAACUGUGCCAGCAACACGCAGAGGAAAAGGAGUCUUCUCACUGAAAGGGGCAUCACGGUCUGCCUCCUCUUCAUCCGGCUCCAAAUUAAAAUCUGAUGAGCUUCAGACAAUCAAGAAGGAACUGACCCAAAUCAAAACCAAGAUCGACUCUUUGCUGGGCAGGCUGGAAAAAAUUGAAAAACAGCAGAAGGCUGAAGCAGCAGGUCAGAAAAAGCAGCUGGAAGAUCAUUCCGAUUUGGCUCAAGAAGAAUGUAAGUCUGAAACGGCUGAGAAUUCCAUCGAAGAACAUGUUGAAGGAGGACAUGAUGCAGAUGGAGAAGAGAUGACAGAUGGAAUAGAAGAAGAUUUUGAUGAAGAUGGGAGCAAUGAAUUGGUAUGCAAUUUUGAUUUGGCCUUGGCUGGCUUUCUGACAACUGCAGAACUUCCCAGAAAAUCUGACAUGAGCUCUCAUAUACUGUUUAGACAUGCCUCCAAACUUUCUGAGAUUGGAAAGAGUGGCAUCUUCCCACAUUAA